UGACGCACGAUUGGAGAAUUUUCACGAAGGUUGCAAAACAAUUGCGUCAAUAAAUUGCGCACUAGCUACAGUUUCCAGAAAGGUGAACGUCGAACAUUGCUCUCUUGAUUGAUACAGAAUAAUAUACUGUAACCAUGUUGGUGGCGAGGUUGACGUGCCUGAGGAGUCUUCCUCUCGCCGGGCUCCGUCCUGUGCUGUCACAGGGCUCCCCAGCCCUGAGAGCACCCACCCUGAAGGCCUGUCCACCCCUGCUCAGGCCCCAGCAGGGUUAUUCCUCCAAGGCCAGAUUUGGUUUCCGCCGUGGGAAGACAACCAAAGACCAGCUCAAAGAAGCAGCUUUUGAACCAGCAACAGAUACCGCCAUUAGAAUUGACGGCAUGGGAAGAAUGGUUCUGGCUGGAGGUGCAGCAGUUGGCCUUGGAGCUUUGUGCUACUAUGGACUCGGCAUGUCCAAUGAAAUCGGUGCCAUUGAGAAAGCAGUGAUCUGGCCUCAGUAUGUGAAGGACAGGAUCCACUCCACCUACAUGUACUUUGCAGGCAGUAUUGGAUUGACGGCUUUGUCAGCUGUAGCAGUGAGCAGGACCCCGGCACUUAUGGGUCUGAUGAUGAGAGGAUCUUGGCUGGCUAUUGGAGCAACUUUUGCGGCUAUGAUUGGUGCCGGCAUGCUGGUCAGGUCCAUUUCAUAUGAGCAGAGCCCGAUGCCCAAACACCUGGCUUGGAUGUUCCAUGCAGGUGUGAUGGGGGCUGUCAUCGCUCCUCUUACUCUCCUGGGAGGGCCUCUGGUGAUGAGGGCCGCCUGGUACACCGCUGGAAUUGUGGGAGGUCUGUCUACUGUGGCAAUGUGUGCCCCUAGUGAGAAGUUCCUCAAUAUGGGCGGGCCAUUGGCUGUUGGCUUUGGAGUGGUCUUUGCUUCCUCAAUUGGAUCAAUGUUCCUGCCACCCACCUCAGCGUUCGGAGCAGGCCUGUACUCUGUGGCCAUCUACGGAGGCCUGGUCCUGUUCAGCAUGUUCCUCCUCUAUGACACACAGAAGGUCAUCAAGAGGGCAGAGACACACCCACUCUAUGGUGUACAGAAAUAUGACCCCAUUAAUGCGUGUAUGGGGAUUUAUAUGGACACACUGAACAUCUUCAUGAGACUGGUGAUGAUUCUGGCUAACGGUGGCGGCGGCAAAAGGAAGUAAACCGCAGCAUCCUGACUUGAGCUUCAGUUUUACCUUCCACAGAGCUAAACAAAAACAUAUUUUAUUACUAGCAGCAUACGCCAGGUGUUCUCUUAGUGAUUAACUGGUAAAUAUACAUGAAUGCUUUGCAAAAGUGUGAAGAAGACCAAUCGUUGUAUAUUGAUAACACCCUGAGAGCUCUUACCUUGGUUGUGGAAGUAUCUGGUUAACCCUGGGGGUUACAGAUGAGUUAAAUCUGUCUGUCAGCAUAAUUUUGCCUGCCUCAGAUGUCGUUUGUAUUCUUCAUGUUUUUGUAUUUAUUUCAACUUGAUGGUGAUGUGUUUCUGUUUCUAUAAGGAUGAAAGUUCAAGAAUAUCUGGUAUGUGCAAAAGAAAUGUAUGAUUCAGACUCAGUACAAUAAAUGACCACAGUAUACACUGAUAUUGCACUUAUGAGAUGGGUUAAUGAGGUUGGCACUAGUUCAUAUAUUUCUGAGAAAAUAAACCGUAAUUUCAACAAUGGAAUUACUCAAUAAACAAGUCAAAAGUGA
Messenger RNA from Perca flavescens (yellow perch), 1710 nucleotides. It is a transcript of the gene ghitm, whose product is annotated as growth hormone inducible transmembrane protein. Gene Ontology annotation, cellular component: mitochondrial inner membrane. The record is from RefSeq and is a predicted model, not a curated record. Bases 135 to 1181 code for a protein of 348 amino acids. The transcript is spliced from 9 exons. NCBI's taxonomy places the organism in Eukaryota, Metazoa, Chordata, Actinopteri, Perciformes, Percidae.